Molecule: messenger RNA, 1281 nt
Organism: Ictalurus furcatus (blue catfish)
Lineage: Eukaryota; Metazoa; Chordata; Actinopteri; Siluriformes; Ictaluridae
Gene: nutf2
Product: nuclear transport factor 2
Exons: 5
Coding region: 129-512 (127 amino acids)
Biological process (GO): protein import into nucleus
Cellular component (GO): nuclear pore central transport channel
Source: RefSeq, a predicted model, not a curated record
UGUUUACUGCGCAUGCGCAAAAGAGCAGGCGGCUCAACUUCUCCACCGCGCGCUGUAAUCGCCAUAACUGGAUCCAAGGAUAGCUACGGUUAGGGCUCGCGGAGUGCCUGUAGCUGGUGUGAAUCAGGAUGGGAGACAAGCCAAUCUGGGAACAAAUAGGAUCCAGCUUUGUUCAACAUUACUAUCAGCUGUUUGACACCGACAGAACUCAGCUUGGAUCAAUAUAUAUUGAUGCGUCAUGUCUUACGUGGGAAGGACAGCAAUUCCAGGGAAAAGCAGCGAUUGUUGAGAAACUCUCCAGCCUGCCCUUCACAAAAAUAGCCCACAGCAUAACAGCACAAGAUCACCAGCCCACACCUGACAGCUGCAUAAUGAGUAUGGUAGUAGGACAACUAAAAGCAGAUGAUGAUCCCAUCAUGGGGUUCCAUCAGAGCUUCAUCCUGAAGAACAUUAAUGAUGCGUGGGUGUGCACCAACGACAUGUUCCGCCUAGCGAUCCACAACUUUGGCUAAAAAGCACCACGGUUGGCGGGGGAAAUGGGGGAAAGUGGAGAACGGGGCACAUCACCCCCAGUGAUGCCUGAACCUCAGUCUGCCCUUAAUCCAUCUUUUGAGAUUCAGCACCGGAUUCCAAGAAGUCAAAUCACAGAUAACACACCGGCACACUGUAGUGCCUCUGCUCCAGACAUGAGAAGUGUUUCUUUGCUGAAAGCCCACAGAUCCAUCAAAGCGACCCCUUUCCCCUCUGCUGAUGUGCAUGAUGAUGGCAAGCUCGAAUAUCAGAGGACACUGACCUGGGAAAAAAAACAGACAUAUUAACAUAACUUCUGCCAGUUACUACUAUUUACAUUUUAGUUCUUGAGUGUGACUAUGAAUUAAUAACUGUCUUACCUGCCUUUCUUUAUCUGCUUGCUUUUAGAGUUUGCUUCUUGGCACUUUUUUCUUCUUCCUUUUCCCUCUUGAACAUUGGAGCCUCCAUUCAUUGUGAUGUCAGGUUGCUCUAGCUAUCCAAAGAAACAUUAAAGUAACCCCCCCCCCGAUCCCCCACCCCUUAAGACCAGUGUGCUUCUCACCUUCUGCUCACUGCUCUCUGUCACAAUAAUUACCAAGCCACAAGACACAAUAAAACAUUUGACUUUUUCUUAACCAUGGCAUCAUCUUGUUCCUCCUACUGUCUGGUUUUAUAUCUGUUUUUUUGUUGUGUGUGGUUUUUUAUUUUAUUUAUUUAUUUUUUUAAUGUCUAACCAAUUUCUGAAUACUACUGGAAAUUGUUUUGGCAAUA